CUAUCUAUCUCCACUAGCUGCGUGUGCCCUUUUUCAGAGACAGAGAGCGAGGGGGAAAAAGAAACAGAGAAACAGAGAAGGGAAGGGAAGGGAAAAGAUGAUCCCGGUAAUGUACGGGGAGUCUCAACUGUGCGCGGCCACGGUGGUGUUGUACUGCAGUUGCAUUCUGCUUCCGCUGCGCCAAUUGAAGCAGAGGGUUGUGGGCAUGGUGGUGAGGCUCCUGUUCGGUUCCGAUUGCUGGUACGGAAACGGGCCAUUGGUGAUCGACAGCUGGGUGGCGGCCUGCAGCAGGAUGAAUGUGAGGCGGCUGCUGGCGGCGGAGGCUGCACCUUAUAAGGAGGAGGAGGAGGCAAUUAGCUGCUCCAUCUGCUUGGGAGAGCUGAGGAAGGGAAGGGCGUGUCAGCUGAGAAGGUGCAAUCACGCUUUUCAUGUCAAGUGCAUAGAGAGAUGGGUGGAGCGGGCACACUACACUUGCCCUCUUUGCCGCACCUCCAUCUUUGCUUCCCUCACCUGACCUCCUUCCUUAAUUAGCCCGCUCUUUUUUGAAGCAGAUGGCAGCAAAGAUAUGUUAUAGAACUGGGAAUAAAUAUUAAGGUUAUAG
Linum trigynum is the source of this 601-nucleotide messenger RNA. NCBI's taxonomy places the organism in Eukaryota, Viridiplantae, Streptophyta, Magnoliopsida, Malpighiales, Linaceae. The record is from the annotation of a GenBank genome assembly.